CAUGAACGACCAAAAUGGCGACUGCAUUUAGCUCUGGAAGCCAGAGCCCUACAUCACUUUCUCGGACUAUAGAUCGCGUAUUUGAAGAUGCACAACACACGGGUGAAAUUAACUUAAGUGGAAGGAAAUUAAAGGAGUAUCCCAAAAGUGUCUCCGCUAAAUAUGACUUGGUAGAUACGAUUGGAGCAGAUCUGUCAAAGAACAGACUGCAAGAUGUGCCAAAGGAGGUGUGUGACUUUGGGUCCAUGGAGAAGCUCAACUGCUACCACAAUGUACUCAAAUUUCUGCCCGACGCCUUGGUCCAACUUCAGGCCCUUACUCAUCUGAAUAUCAGUCGAAACCAGCUGUCCAUGAUCCCGACGUUUAUAUCCCAGUUACACCAACUGGAGGUCCUGAUUGCUAGUCACAAUAAGCUGGUCUCACUUCCUGAAGAGAUUGGUGUCCUGGAUAAACUCAUGGAAAUAGAUGUGAGUUGUAAUGAGAUUUCACACCUUCCUAGCCAGAUAGGAGACUUGAAGUCUCUCCGAUCCCUCAAUGUUCGGCGCAACCUUUUGAUUGAAUUACCAAUAGAAAUUAGUAAAUUAAAUCUACGAAAGCUGGACUUUUCAAGCAAUAAAAUCUCCAAGAUACCCACAUUGUUUCGAAAAAUAGAAACCUUAGAAGAAAUAGUCCUUGACAACAAUCCGUUAACCCAGCCACCAGCUCACGUAUGUACCAAAGGUAAACAGCACAUCAUGAAGUUCCUUCAGAUAGAGGCUAUCAGGGAGGAGAGGAAAAGAGGCGUCAUGAACGAUGCUGAAAUGAAACGUCUCAGAAAAUCUCUACCACCACAGCAGUCCCUAUCAUCAGAGGAAUUCCGCAACAUGUUGGAGUCACCAGAGAGUAAGGCCUGGAAACGUCACACGGUGCUGAGUAGUGACUCUGGGUACAGCACCACCGACAGCAUAGAGAAAUGUGGCUGGUCGACUACAGAGCAGACAAACGGAGACAUCAGCCACAUGGACGAGGCAUCUCAUCUCUCGCUGAAAACCGCAGAGAUGGUUCGGGAACAACGUCAUGUGAGAGAUUUGGACUAUCGUCACCGGCUGCUUCCGCACGAACUGAAACACCAUCCUCCUCCUCCAAUAACAUUGGUCCCACAAUCCGACUUACCACCCAAAUCUCCAGCCCUUACCCCCAAAACUCCUACCCCACAGCAUAACCAGCAUCCCAUGUAUUCACAGGCCCCUCCCCCACGUAGCCCGGAAGGCUACCAGUCGAGCAGUCCACAGCUGACCCCCGACACGCCGGUCGCUGUCCAAGCACAGGGCUUUGAUGACCAGAUUUCCAGGGAGCUUCAGCGUCAGAAAUCUGAUUAUGAACGAAGGAAGAAGAUGGCGGAGCAGCUGAGGAUGCAGCAGGAACAGGAGGAUGAAAAGGAGCAGCGUAGACGUGCCGCAAUCAGGCUGCAGGAGGAGCAGAGAGCACUGCUGGACCGGCAGCGCGGCGAGAUGCGCGCUCAGGAAGAUGCAAGGCUGGAAGCACAGAGACAGGAGGAGGUGCGGAAGAGAGAGGAGGCUCGACUACAGGAGGAAGCACAGAGACAGGAGGAAGCAAGGUUAAGGGAAGAUCAAAGACAGAAGGACGAAGCACGGAAGAUGGAAGAACAGAAACAGCAUGAGGAUUCACAAAAGUACAAAGUGGAAAACAAUUACGGGUACCUGCACAACACUUGGCAUGCACCUGACCCCCCGACCGGGUACUCUGGGUACUCAUCAACGGGGUACUCACCAACGGGGUACUCUCCUACAGGGUACUCGUAUGGGAAUCGCUAUGACAGCAGUCCAACGGAUACCUAUAGCAUGCAAUAUGGAAAACCAGGCCCUACGUCACAAAGUUUUAAAGAGGAGCGGAAAACGACGUCUAGUAACACCCAUUACCGAAGAACGGCAUCUGACAGUACCCCUAAACACCCCCAGUCAUCCAUCCCCCAUAAUCCCAGUCGCUCAAAUCAUGUUAAGAAUGGUCCCUCCAACCCAAGAAAUCCUUCUGGAUCAUCGUCCACGUCACUCGUGUCGCCAAGUCCUAGUCCCCGUUCGUCCAUCGGAUCCGCUGGACCGAGUCCAGCCUCAUCAACAUCGUCUGUCAAUAAAGCUGGUGAAUCAAAACAGAUUCCAAGUUCAGUGGCAAGACGAGGUAAAAUAUCCGAGCGUGUUGCUGCAUCCACGAACCCCACAAAGGGCCCUGCCGGUGUGGAGCGUCAUGGGCGAGCGACGACAGCAUCCACGACGGGUACUGUUGGUCGUCAACCAGCUAUGUCAAAAACGUUACCAACUACAGCAUCAACAAACAGUGCCAGGAAAAACCAUGUAACACCUGAGGAAGAGUUUCGACAGAAACACCAGUCUUUGAAGACUUCACAACAUCAGGAGGCACAGAGAGCCAAGUCACGCCUCGACGACCCAAACAAACUCCGCCAGACUCAGAGAGAGGCCGUCAACAACUUUGUAUCCAAGAGACAAAGCAGUACAUCAUCUGAUGAAGACAAGAAGAAAAUCCUGGCACCCCGCACCAGUUAUUCCUCUGUGUCUGCCAAACGUCAGGGAGCAGUCCUGUCAAAUAGCACGAUGAAAGUGAUAGACAGUUACAAGGACUCGGAUCCAAAUUUUACGAUCCGGCGGCAGAUGGAUCAACAGAGAGAGGAAGUUGAAACCAUGGAAAGUUUAAGAAGGACGAUUGAGACCAAGUUAAAGGUGACGCUUCCGGAAAAUAUCCAGGAUGUACUACGAGAUGGUGUGCUGCUUUGUCAGCUCGCAAACAGUAUCCGACCCCGCUCUGUCACCAGUAUACAUGUCCCUUCUCCAGCUGUGCCAAAACUCACCCUGGCCAAAUGUCGGAAAAAUGUGGAAAACUUUCUAGAGGCUUGUCGGAAAAUUGGAGUAAAUAGGGAUCAAAUUUGUGCUGCACAAGAUAUUUUGGAAGAGAAAGGGAUCUCGAGAGUAGCAGUGACCAUAUCUGCUCUAGUUGCCAUAGCAACCAAUCCGAGGUCCUCUAAUGUCUGACAGUAUCCGAGAAUGUCCAGACAAACAUCUAAAAUACAACGUCACAAAUACGGAAAGCUUAUAUUGAUGUCUGAUAUCGGUGUCAAUGUCUCUUUCCGCAUUUGGAGAGGUGAGCUGACUACAUGGGCUCAGGGCCAGAUCAAGCCAAUCUUAAAUGGUCAAAACUUUCAUACAAUUACCAUAUUUCGUAUGACCUGCCAUAUUUGGUAAAAACUACCACCUUCGUUAAAAAAAAGUAGGCUAUUGUCCUAAUUGAUUUUGCCAGCAUAAUUGGUAGGACCAGACAUAGGGCCAUUUUUUGGUAGAAUUACCAGAGCUUUAAGAUUGCAUGCACCACUACAACUGUCAGUUGUCGUCUGCUCUUCAGGAGAGCUGCAGAGGAACACGUUUGGUGCCUGGUUGCCUUCUGUUGGUAACUGCAUGGUAUUGUCUUAUGUUGUCUUAUACCAAUAUAUAUAAAAAGUAAGCUGCAUUAGUUGUGUUGACUACACCGUACAUCUUUGUAAGUUGUUGUCAUGCACUGGCAUCAGUGGCCACCAUUAAGUCAGGUGGCAUUGACAACUAAAGUGGAACAGUACCAAUACUAUCAGAUGCAAGUUGCAUUGGCAACUACUUUUCACUAUUGGUCAAAACCAAUAGUAUGAACUGCCUUAUAUGGUCUCUAUUGACAUGUCCGAUCUAGUCAAGGGCAGAUAAGUCUUGCUAGCUAUCAUGCAGCUGUUCUGAUGAUGACAACGUGUCUCCUGUGACACUACAGGCUGAUCAAUGACCAUACAUACAAUUUGUGAUAUUUUUUGUGACUUAUUUAAGUCUUGGUAAUUUUUUCUCUCUUGUCCUGCAUUUUACAGGGCAAAGUUUCUUGUUCUUCGUUUAGCCAUGAAAUAUAUGUAACCUUGUGAUCUAUAAGUUGAUAAAGUUUCUGCACCUAAUGACCCUAACCUACUGGAGUUGCACUCCCAAUUAAACCAGAGUGUUUAGUGUAUGCUAUGCCCUUUUUUUAUCUUUGUUAAACAUUUCUGCAUGACUGUGCUCAGAAACGCCCGUAAAUCAUACACACAUUUAUGUAGUAUACAGAGAAUGUAUUUAUGCCUUCAGUAACUACAGAUCAAGAUUUUUUACUAGAUACCUGUUAUUAAACAAGAAGAAGGAAAAAUAUAUAAAAAAAAAAAAGAAAUAUAACAAUGUUUCAACUUCAGAAGAAAACAAAAUUUAAGAAAGGAAAUGGUGGAUGUAUUUCGAAGAGAAAAGACAAUUUUUAUAAUAUAUAUCUUGUUAUAGUGGUUACAUAUAUGUAGACUUAAGGGAAUGUGUGAAGUACUAAUCAAAGGAGAUAUUACAUCUGUACAUACUGUAAUGGCUAGGUAAUAGGGGGUAAGGAGGGUAAAAUAUAGGUCAGAACUGGUUACUAUACAAUUUAGAAAAAACAAGAAGAUUACUUAUCCACAAUUAUUUUUCUGUACUACAAAAUUUGAGAAAUAAAAAUUGUCUUUUUCUGGUAAAUUGAAAGAUUGAAUUAAAAUGUGUGAGAUUAUUGCAUUGUUAAAUAAUAAUAAAAAUACUAAGGAUUUUCUUAUAAAAGAAUUUGGAUAUUAUUUGUAAAAAAGAUACAAAUUCUUUUAUGUCAUCAUGAAUAUGAUUGAGAUUGAUGUGACCAACCUUUCCCACUCUUUUACACUAAAAGAUAAAACAGUUAUCAAUGUAAAAUAUAACUUAGGUUUAAUGGUAUCAUUUACACUAGAUAUUGUUGAUCCUGUAAAAGAAGCAGGCCUCUUUGUUAAAUACAUACAGUUAUAUAAGAUGUUCAGAUAUUUAUGACAAAUAUUUUAAUUUGACUGCAGGCAGUCAAAAUAAGCUUCCAUUGAAGACAUGCUACAUAAACUAGGUCAAUCUUAAAUAUCCGUGUAGACAUCAUGCUACAUAAACUAGGUCGACCUUAAAUAUCCGUGUAGACAUCGUGCUACAUAAACUAGGUCGACCUUAAAUAUCCUUGUAGACAUCAUGCUACAUAAACUAAGUCAAUCUUAUAUAUCCGUGUAGACAUCAUGCUACAUAAACUAGGUCAAUCUCAAAUAUUCGUGUAGACAUCAUGCUACAUAAACUAGGUGAAUCUUAAAUAUCCGUGUAGCUGUCAUGCUACAUAAACUAGGUCAAUCUUAAAUAUUCGUGUAGACAUCAUGCUACAUAAACUAGGUCAAUCUUAAAUAUCCGUGUAGCUGUCAUGCUACAUAAACUAGGUCAAUCUUAAAUAUCCGUGUAGACGUCAUGCUACAUAAACUAGGUCAAUCUUAAAUAUCCGUGUAGACGUCAUGCUACAUAAACUAGUUCAAUCUUAAAUAUCCUUGUAGACAUCAUGCUACAUAAACUACGUCAAUCUUAAAUAUCCUUGUAGACAUCAUGCUACAUAAACUAAGUCAAUCUUAAAUAUCUGUGUAGACAUCAUGCUACAUAAACUAGGUCAAUCAUCAAUAUCCGUGUAGACAUCAUGCUACAUAAACAAGAUUAAAAAAUACAUAAAUGGUAAGUAAAGAUUAAACACAUGUAGAACUGGUUGGAAUGAUGGAUGUUUCGGUAGUUAUUUGACCAUAGUAAUACAUUUACAUUCAAGUAUAAUCAGUAUCCUUUUGGAGGACAUUUAUCUGCUUAUUCUGUAUUAAAAUGCAGGUCCAAUUAUAGAUUCCCAACUAUGUUAUAGUUGUGCUCGGUGAUAAGCCCACCCCUUACUUUUGACCUAUUAAUGCACAGACUCGCUCGGCUGAUCACUGGUAAAAUAGCCGUACUAUAGAUAUAUAAUAGCUGUCUCCAUGGUGAUUUACAGACCUCCUACAUAGUGCUAGCUUACAAGUCCCUGCCACUCUACCAAGGCUUCUGGUGAUCUAUUAUCGGCCACAUCGAAACCAAUUGGAAAGCACUGCGUUCAUUAAUAAUGUCUCAAAGGAAUACUAUAUAUAAUUACAUAGUAUAUGUGUACAUGUAUAUACAUCAUAUAAGUUAAUUUUUUACUUUUGUUGAAAGACUUUGGCAUAGCAUUAUUUUUUGUUGGAGCAUAUCAAAAACCACUUUCAAAUACUUAAGUUUCUGUCUUUUGUAAACCAUGUUCGUCUUGUGUGUACAUUUUUAACUCCUUGUGGUAAAGUUUCGUGUAGAGGAGUUAUAAUGAUGGAGAUGGAAACAUUUUAUCAAAAGAGUUAUUAUCACAUGAGGAAUUUGAACAAGGAUUCAGACAUGGUACUGGAAGUGAAGAGAUAUUCUGUUUUCCACACUGUUGUCCGAAUGCCUUCAGAGCCCUGACUGGCAGGAACUUUAUGCCAAAUUCGAAACAUUGAAGGAAUUGAGAGGAUUGAGAAUGGUUUGGUUGUUAUGGCAACAUGUUCCACAGAAAAUGCUGAAUCUGUCAGUAUUUUCGCGCCUAAUAUGUAUGUUCCCGUUAGGCAAGCAAGGUACAACAUAUAAUUUUGAAAGAAGAUUCAGGAACACAUUUUUUUUAAAAUUGAUUUCCAAAUAAUAUUUGUGUUUCAAAGAUAACUGGAGGGGGGAUAAUGUGGAAGUGAAUGUUUCACUAAAUUGAAUUAGGAUUAUAAGAAAGAUAUUAAUCUUGGCUGAUUAUUUCACCACAUUGUGCAGUAUCUAAUGGAUCAUGUUUGUAUUCAUGAUUCAUGAUGUGCUUUUAAGUUUUUGGGUCUUUUGAACAAGAUGAAAAACAUUAACAAUGUAGUAUAUAGGUUAAAUCAAAGCUCGUUUGAACAUUGAGGAAAAUGUGAUGAUCUGUAUUGUUUUCCCAAUCCCCUACCAGAUAUUAUGGCGUAUCGUCUGUCUCCAGUGACUGCGUGUCUUCAGAGGCUAGAAUGUGAUGCUGGAGAAAUGUCUGGUUCCCAGGACGUAAACAAGUCAAUAAUUGUUCCUGAAGUAGAAGGUCCAACGACUUUGUUGAAGUUGUUGUGGCCUUGACAAGCUUUGAGAUAAAUGUUGUGUCGGACAUUGUGAUCCACUGGAAUAGGUCCAGGUAUAUUCUAUCAAAGUUAAUAGUCACAGCUCCAACGCAAAUCUAUAUGCUCAGUGUGUUUAAUAAAAAAAAAAGGGUUUGCUUAAUUUUCGAUCGUUACAUCAAAUUUUGUAUUGUUUUCCUGGUAAAAUAGGUAUCUUGAUAUAAUCAGUGUAGAACUGAAGUAAAGUAGGAUUAAGACAUGGUAGUUGUGGAAACACUGGGUUAAACUCUUUAGAUUCUCCUGGAAUGGUGUGCUGUCACCAGGAGGCAAUGUCCCUAGAUUCUCCUGGAAUGGUGUGCUGUGACCAGGAGGCAAUGUCAAAUGCAUACACAUUCUUUCUGGAAUAUUUGCAUUUGUUUUAGCAAUGUGGAAUAAAAGAUUCCGCAGAAAACAGUUAUUGAAGUCAUUCCCAUUUUUUAUAGAUUUUACGUAGUGUGGUUGUCUAGCUAUGAAUCGGGAAUUACAGACUCCUUUUCCGGCCUUCAGCUUCAGUUUUUGAAACUGCAGACAACAGCUGGAAUAUGCAAAUAUGUGUUGGGUCGUUGUCAAUGUGUUCUAUAGACCUUGUAUGUGAUGAAAGCCUCAAUAUUUGUGAUAUUGUUUUAAAUGUCUUCUCCUGCAAUGUUCAUCGGCCUGUUUGGCAUUACUUAUUAUUAUUUAUACCGGUUUUAAUUUACAGAUGUGUAAUAAUAGAAAAAAAGUGUAUAUUUUGUGUUCUAUCCAUGAUUUCUGUUCAUUCAGCAUGCUUUAUCUUGGAAUACAUUUUCAUUAUCAUGAUUGACUGUAUUACAAACAAUGCUUUUUAUAGGAAAUGUACCUUCAAAAACUAAACCAAAUAAAAAACUGACGAAAAGUGAAGAACUCUU
Mizuhopecten yessoensis (Yesso scallop) is the source of this 7890-nucleotide messenger RNA. Its product is annotated as leucine-rich repeat and calponin homology domain-containing protein 3-like. The record is from RefSeq and is a predicted model, not a curated record. NCBI's taxonomy places the organism in Eukaryota, Metazoa, Mollusca, Bivalvia, Pectinida, Pectinidae. The transcript is spliced from 19 exons. The coding region runs from base 15 to 3041 and encodes 1008 amino acids. Gene Ontology annotation, molecular function: protein binding.